ACUAAGAUAGGUCUGUGGUAGCAAAUUUCAAACCAUACCCUUUUUCUGCUCAUUGUUGUAGCUUCAAUGUUGUUACUUAGUCAUGGAGGGGUCAUUGUUGUCUUCACUCUCAAUGAUAUAUAAUGGUUGAUGUUGUUGACUCUCUCAUUCAUAAUCAUACCUGCUCCCAAUUAACCCACCACUGUGAAUUUUGGUAGCUGUAAGAUCAAUAGAACUGGGUUUUUCUUUCUUUUCAAGUUGUAACUUGAAGGAUCAAGUUACUCAUGGUGAAAACAGAGUUCAUCCUAUUAAUUCUUGCUACUUGCUUCUAUUUGACACCCUUGUUUCCCAUUUUCUUGAAAGCAGAAGAUAGCAUAACUCCACCACAAACCAUCAGUGGCAACAAGACACUAGUUUCCCCUACUCAAAAUUUUGAGCUGGGUUUCUUCAGUCCAGGCAAUUCCACUAAUAGAUAUCUUGGAAUAUGGUACAAGAACAUUCCAAAGCAAACUGUUGUUUGGGUUGCAAAUAGAGACAAGCCAUUAGUUGGUUCUGGUGGCUCCUUAACAUUCAGCAAUGAUGGGAAGCUCAUCCUUCUAAGCCACAUAGGAAAUGUUGUAUGGUCCUCAAAUUCUUCUGCUUCACCUGCAAGUAAUCCAGUAGCACAGCUCCUAGACUCUGGAAACUUUGUCUUGAAGGAUUUUGAAGAUGGAUUUGAGGGAAUUUUGUGGCAGAGUUUUGAUUAUCCAUCUGACACAUUGCUACCAGGAAUGAAGCUUGGUUGUAACUUCAAAACUGGCUUGAACAUACAUUUAACUUCUUGGAAAAACAGUGCUGAUCCUUCUUCAGGAGAAUUCACCUACAGUGUGGAUCCCCGUGGCCUUCCUCAGCUUUUUCUUCAUAAGGGAAACAAGAAGGUCUUCAGAAGUGGACCAUGGUAUGGGCAACAAUUCAAAGGUAAUCCAGUUCUCAGGGAAAAUCCAGUUUUCAAACCCAUCUUUGUGUUUGAUUCGGAUGAAGUGUCUUACUCAUAUGAGACUAAAGCUAGCAUCAUCUCAAGAUUUGUGCUUAGUCCAUCUGGUUUGAUUCAGCAUUUCUCGUGGAAUGAUCAUCGGUCUACUUGGUUCUCUGAAUUCAAUAUUCAAGGGGACCGUUGUGAUGAUUAUGGCCUUUGCGGUGCUUAUGGUGCUUGCAACAUCAAUAGCUCCCCGAUUUGCGAGUGUUUGAAAGGUUUUGAGCCUAGGGUUUCAGGUGGAUGUGUUAGGAAGAAUGCACAGGUUUGCCGAAAUGAUGAUGCAUUUAAGCUUUUUGAAGGAAUGAAACUACCAGAUUCUGAAGAGUUUCUUACAAAUUAUAGCAUCAGCAUUGAUCACUGUGAAGCAGAAUGCUUGAAGAAUUGCUCUUGUGUAGCUUAUGCUAAACUAGAUAUCAAUGCAAGCGGCAAAGGCUGUAUUGCUUGGUUUGGGGAUUUGUUCGAUCUGAAACAGGUUUCUGUGAAUGGGCAAGAUUUCUAUGUGAGAGUUCUGGCUUCAGAACAAGAUUCAAGUGUUGAUAAAGAGAGAAGGAAUAAACUCUUACUGCUUCCUCUGGCUAUAUCAGUAUCGAUUUUCUCGACUAUUAUUGUCUCCGCAUUAUGGUUCAUAAUUAAGAAUUGGAGAAAAAAUGGAGCCAAAGAGGCAAAUAUUCAAUUUAGUGUUGGAAGAGCUAGGAGCAAGAGGAAUGAGUUUGAACUUCCAGUAUUUGAGAUUGCCAUUAUUGAAGCAGCUACAGGGCAUUUCUCUGUUUACAAUAAGAUUGGAGAAGGUGGAUUUGGUCCUGUAUACAAAGGUCAACUUCCAUCAGGACAGGAAAUAGCGGUGAAAAGGCUUUCAGAAAGUUCUGGACAAGGCCUGCAGGAGUUCAAGAAUGAGGUUGUUUUGAUCUCCCAACUUCACCAUAGAAACCUUGUCAAGCUUCUGGGUUGUUGCAUUCAGGGAGAAGAUAAAAUGUUGGUCUAUGAGUACAUGCCAAACAGAAGCUUGGACUCCUUCUUAUUUGAUGAAACCAAGCGUUCUGUGCUUAGUUGGCAAAAGAGGAAAGACAUUAUAAUUGGCAUUGCUCGCGGAAUUCUGUACCUUCACAGAGAUUCAAGACUAAGAGUAGUCCAUAGAGACCUGAAAGCAAGCAAUGUUCUCUUGGACAGUGAAAUGAACCCAAAAAUUUCUGACUUUGGAAUGGCAAGAAUGUUUGGUGGAGAUCAAACUGAAGCAAAGACCAAGACAGUAGUAGGAACCUAUGGAUACAUGCCCCCAGAGUAUGCAAUGGAUGGCCGCUUCUCUUUCAAAUCUGAUGUUUUUAGCUUUGGAGUUUUACUCUUGGAGGUGUUGAGUGGCAAGAAAAACAAAGGAUUUCUUCACCCAGAUCACAAAUUGAAUCUCCUAGGCCAUGGAUGGAAGCUUUGGAAUGAAAGAAGGGCUUUGGAGCUGAUGGAUCCAAUGGUUGAGAAUGAGGUCCCUUCCUCUGAAGCUCUAAGGUGUAUUCAAGUGGGCCUUUUAUGUGUUCAACAGCAUCCAGAAGAUAGGCCAACAAUGUCAUCAGUGUUGUUGAUGUUGGACAGUGAGAGUGUGUUGCUUCCCCAACCUAGAAGGCCAGGAUUAUAUUCUGAGAGAUUUUUCUUAGAGACAGAUUCAUCAUCACGUGAUAGACUGAAUUCUGCUUCCAAUGACAUAACUGCUACCAUAGAAGAGGGUCGUUAGGAACUUGCCUCUGAAAUUAGCCUAAAUUAAUAGGCAUGAAAUUCAGCAUUAUUGUUUGUUUGUACUCCCUUCAAUCAAAUAAUGCAGAAGCAAGGGAGUAGUAUGAUAUUGCCAACUAUAUUGAAGUAUUAGUAUCUUCUUCUUACUAAAACUUUAUUUACA
This is a messenger RNA of Lotus japonicus, 2876 nucleotides long. Its product is annotated as G-type lectin S-receptor-like serine/threonine-protein kinase At4g27290. The transcript is spliced from 7 exons. NCBI's taxonomy places the organism in Eukaryota, Viridiplantae, Streptophyta, Magnoliopsida, Fabales, Fabaceae. The record is from RefSeq and is a predicted model, not a curated record. Gene Ontology annotation, molecular function: ATP binding; protein serine/threonine kinase activity. Gene Ontology annotation, biological process: recognition of pollen; protein phosphorylation. Bases 264 to 2714 code for a protein of 816 amino acids.